UGGUGUUGUGAAGGUCUGGAGAAGUCGGAUCAGAGAUGAAGUUUAUUUGAUUGGGGAACGAUUGCAUAACUUUGGGGAGAGGAAGGCUGGGGCGAGUGGUAGUAGUGGUGUAGGGAUCCCAGUUAGGAGGAUUGAGACGUAGUUCAAUUUCUAGAAAAGCAACAGGAAUUAAUGAAACAAUUGGUCCAAAAGAACGGGCCCACGACAAAUCAUCCACCUAAAACAAUUUCAAGUCCUUCAGGCCGAUUAAUGAAACAAUUGGUCCAAAAGAAUGCCCCCCCGACAAAUCAUCCACCUAAAAUAAUCUCAAGUCCUCCAGGCCGUAUCGGUCCCUCAGUCCCUGCAAAGUUUCAGGGUCGCCCCUGGAAUUCCCGCACGAGCUCCAUGUCCAGCUUUAUGCCCUGGAACCUGGUCUCUGACCAGUGUCUGUCGACCAGUGUUUGUCUCUGAUAAAAAGAAUGCUGGCAAUUCCGAUGGCAAUAACCAUAAUAAGGCUGGUUAUUAUCGACACCACGCACUUGGCCUUGUUCCAGCCAUCUC
Messenger RNA from Amorphotheca resinae ATCC 22711, 540 nucleotides. RefSeq lists its product as hypothetical. The record is from RefSeq and is a predicted model, not a curated record. Lineage: Eukaryota; Fungi; Ascomycota; Leotiomycetes; Helotiales; Amorphothecaceae. The transcript has 2 exons. Bases 172 to 450 code for a protein of 92 amino acids.